Messenger RNA from Microdochium trichocladiopsis, 708 nucleotides. RefSeq names its product Alpha/Beta hydrolase protein. NCBI's taxonomy places the organism in Eukaryota, Fungi, Ascomycota, Sordariomycetes, Xylariales, Microdochiaceae. The coding region runs from base 1 to 708 and encodes 235 amino acids. The transcript is spliced from 4 exons. The record is from RefSeq and is a predicted model, not a curated record. Gene Ontology annotation, molecular function: hydrolase activity.
AUGCUCGCCUCCAUCGCCACCACCGCGCUGCUCCUCCUCGCCGGCACCCAGGCCUCGCCCCUCGGCGACCUGGCCGAGCGCCAGGCGGCGUGCCAGUCCGUGCACGUCUUCAUCGCGCGCGGGUCCACGGAGCCGUACCCGGGCCGCCAGGGCGCUCUGGCGACCGCCAUCUGCAGCGGCAUCUCGAGCUGCGGCUACGAGGACAUUACGUACCCUGCGACCUUUGACAACUACUGCACCUCCGCGCAGGCGGGCGUGGUCAACGGCAAGGCGGCCAUCACUGCGUACGCGGCGCGCUGCCCCAACGCCAAGCUCGUCCUGACGGGCUACUCGCAGGGUGCCCAUGUCAUUGGCGACAUCCUUGGUGGCGGUGGCGGUAACCUGGGCAGCUGCACCCAGCAGACUUCUACUGGCCUGAGCCGCACCAGCUCGCCUGGUAACAAGAUCGCUGCGGCCCUGUUCUUCGGAGACGUCCGCCACGUCGCGAGCCAGUCGUACAACACGGGCUCUGGCGCCGCUGGUGCUGGUAUGUGGCCCCGUUCUAGCAGCCAGCUCUCCUCGCUCAACACGUACUCGUCGGUCAUGCGCUCGUGGUGCCUGUCCGGCGACAACGUGUGCGCUGCUGGUGGCCGCGACCCGUCCGCCCACACGAGCUACUUCAAUGUCUUCACCCAGGAGGCUGCUGCUUGGGUCAAGACGAAGCUCUAG